Messenger RNA from Cynoglossus semilaevis (tongue sole), 1758 nucleotides. Its product is annotated as microtubule-associated proteins 1A/1B light chain 3B-like. The record is from RefSeq and is a predicted model, not a curated record. The transcript has 2 exons. NCBI's taxonomy places the organism in Eukaryota, Metazoa, Chordata, Actinopteri, Pleuronectiformes, Cynoglossidae. The annotation marks the transcript as partial.
CUCCUCCUCCUUCACCUGCUCCUCCUCCUCCUUCACCUGCUCCACCUUCUUCUCCUCCUCCUCCUCCACCUGCUCCACCUCCUCCUUACCAACUGUGGGUUGACGUUGUGCUCGUCUCGUCUACAGGUCAUCAUUGAAAGGUAUAAAGGAGAGAAGCAGCUCCCCAUCCUGGACAAGACCAAGUUCCUGGUGCCAGACCACGUCAACAUGAGUGAACUGAUCAAGAUCAUCAGGAGGCGCCUCCAACUAAACUCCAACCAGGCCUUCUUCCUGCUGGUGAACGGCCACAGCAUGGUGUCGGUGUCGACUGCCAUCGCCGAGGUGUACGAGCGCGAGCGGGACCAGGAUGGCUUCCUCUACAUGGUCUACGCCUCCCAGGAGACCUUUGGCCAGUAAUCCUUUCUCUUGUUCUUCAACCACCUGGCUGGUGAUUGGACAAUUGUAGUUCCUCGCCCCUCCUCCUCCUGACUGCCGCAAUCCAAUCAGGCUCCAGAUCUGCAAGCAGUGAAGAAUCUUCAAAAAGUUUGAACAGAACUCCGCUGAAAAUUAAGACUUUUCCCAUGUCUUUGUUUCUCUACCGCCCUCCUGUGGUAAAAUCAUGUUAUGGCCGUGAAGUACAUUUUAUGGUUUAUUAAGGCCGUUUAUUUCAUUGUUACAGUUUGGCUUUUAUUUACUGUAGGUAAAGUUGUUUUUUGAGUCUUUUGGGGAUCAGGGCUAAAGGAAAAAGUUUUCUUUUUUCUUUUUUUUUUUAAUGAUGUUUUUAAUCACAGUCUGAGGUUGGAGAACUGAUAAACUGAUGUUUGCUGUGUCUCAUCACCUUUUCCUCUUCCGUCUGUCUGUGUGUGUGUGUGUGUGCGCAGAUUUGCGCAUCUGCCUUAUAGCCUUUAAAGCAUCUUCUCAACUGUAACGAAAAGAUGACAGGUGUGGGAGAGGAGGAAGGUCGCGUCUAUUUUUUUUUGUUUUUGUUUAGAGAACUAUUAGUUUUUGUUUUUUUUUAAAGUCCGGGUCGGAGUUAGACCAACGUCAGACGUGAAAGUCAGGAAUUUGAGGAAAGAGGUGCAAAUUCUGUGGUUGGCUGAAAAACCUCUGAUUAAACAAAAUAAAAUGAUAGUAAAACAAACACCCUUCCAUGUUCCCUCACAUGUGCCGUGCUGUUCAGACAGGACAGAGCGGUCGGACCUGUCAGCGAGAGAGUAACCAAGUAGUCACUAAAAUCAGAGCCGUUUUUUUUUUUUUUUUUGGCUGCAUGUGUAAAAUAAAAAUCCGAGACAGUUUUCCUGUAAAUACUGACGAUAGAGAGAAGAGAGUGUGACGUUCAAAAUACAAAUAAAAUAAAAAAAUCCUACUUUUCUGUGGCGUUUUCCAGAGCUUGCGGGUUCAAUUCCCCAACGGCACCUUUGCUGGUCACAUGUUGUUUUGGUUUUUUUUCCAAAGGGCUUCACUCUGAAAGAAAUGAAUAUGUGUUUGAUUGUUCUGACGUCUUUCAUCACCAUCAUCAUCUGUUUUUAUUUGACAGGAUUUUAUCGUUUAGUUUAGUUUUUAAAUUUAACGUCUUUUUCAUUUCAGGCGGUUCUUCACCGUCAACGGUUUGUAAAUGUUCUGUGUGUGUGUGUGUGUGUGUGUGUCUUGCAGAGGAUUGAAUCAUCUGUGAUUUUCAGACACACACACAUCAGCUAUAUCCUGCAGUUUUCACUCAUGUAUUUAUGGUUUUUGUAAGCAAUUAAGACAGAAAUAAACAAUAAAGAAAAGUAAAUACUC